Messenger RNA from Cololabis saira (Pacific saury), 1469 nucleotides. It is a transcript of the gene mmadhca, whose product is annotated as metabolism of cobalamin associated Da. The record is from RefSeq and is a predicted model, not a curated record. The coding region runs from base 32 to 943 and encodes 303 amino acids. Gene Ontology annotation, cellular component: mitochondrion. The transcript has 7 exons. Gene Ontology annotation, biological process: cobalamin metabolic process. Lineage: Eukaryota; Metazoa; Chordata; Actinopteri; Beloniformes; Belonidae.
UCAGAGAUUAGAGGCGAGAAGAAGAACCACGAUGUCCAGCAGUGUAAGUGAUGUGCUGAGCCGCGGCAGGUUCAUCCUGACGCAGGCUGCUGGCAGACGAGCGUUGGCGUCCCUCAGGGCCGGCAGAACCAGGACCUUCUCCGCUGCAAGCUCAGAUGAGCCUUACAUCGCUGUGUCACCUGCAGACUCAGGCCCGAGGACCGUGUGGCCGGAUGAAAACAUGGGGCCAUUCGGACCUCAGGACCAGCGCUUCCAGUUGCCCGGCAACGUGGGAUUCGACAGCCACCUGGAUGGGACGGAGGGCCAAAAGAGGUCCCCGGUCCACAAGACGGUGCCGGACGUGCUGACGACUCCCGGCAGCCUGGAGAGACACCAGUUCAUCCUGGCCCAGUUCGUUAACGAGUUCCAGGGAAAGCUGGGCCCCAUGUCCACCAGGGUCAACAAGGCGGAGCAGUACUUCACCCAGACGGACACGGACUGCUCCAUCAGCUCCUGCCCCGAGCUCCUAAGGAAAGAGCUGGAGCUGAUGUUCCCCUCGGCGCCCGCCUUGUCCAUCACGGUCGUCACGGUGACGCAGAGGAGCGACCAGAGGGAAGACGAGGCAGCAGAGCCGGACAGAGGCCAGCAGCUAGAUAAAUUUGUCAGCGGAGCCAAGGAGAUGUGCUUCGCCCUGUGGACCGCGGGCUACUGGGCCGACUUCAUCGACCCCAUGACCGGAGCGGCGUUCUUUGCAUCUCCAUCAAGUCCCGCCGCCCUGCAGACAGACGAGCAGCUCAGACAUCUGGGCUUCCACAUUGAGGUGUCGGGCUCCUGCACCGUCAUCCGCCACGUCCUUGGAGAAGCGCCUUUAUUUGUGGGGACGGUUUUCACCAACGCACCCGCAAACAGUGCUGCUAUCGCCAGACUACAAGGACUGUCCAACGUACUCGAUGAUGAGGAAUAGGCUUUUUUUAAACGUAACUUACCAGGAAAACUGGACGGAAGCGUCUCUUUGCUCUGAAGAUGCUUGAGGCGUGGGUAGACCCGUUUGUUUCAGUUGAGAAGUGUCUUACUGUAACAAGCACGUCUCGUGUCCUCGAGGACUCGACCUGAGACUCCCGCAGACUUCAGCGUCAGACUUUAUCCUGCACUACACCCAGGGACAAACGCACUCGAUCAAGUCUCGAUUUCACAAUGUGAGGAUGAACCUUUAGAAAUUGUUGGUAUUUUUGAGGUUGAUUUUGUUUAUUUAUGAAAUGGAAGCCCUUCACGUGUCUUUUUGCAGCUGGUUAGAACUGGACAUGGUUCAAACAAACUAAACUAUUUUAGCUGUAAUGAGAGCAGGUCAAACACUUCGCAUACCAACAUGCACAGUAUUGUUUUAUUUCACUAUUAUUGAUUCCCUCUUUCAUCUGGAGCACUGAAUGGACAAAAACCCGAUGUUGUUCCCAAUGACGCACCUUAGUGCUAAUAAAAGUGAUUUGUCGUCA